AUGGCUACGAGAGUAUCGGGUGGUCCCAUUGAGCUUUGCAUCAGGGAAAAACUCACCAGCCAGCUGAGCCCUGUGGUGCUAGAGAUCCGUAACGACUCGUGGAAACACGCGAGUCACCAUGGGUUAAGACCGGAGGGAAAUACUACGGAAUCACACUUCAAGAUAGACAUCGUCAGUGAAGCGUUCCAAGGCAAAUCUCAACCUGCUAGACACAGGAUGAUAUACGCUAUCUUAGAUGAUGAGAUAAAGAAUAAAGGUGUCCAUGCCUUGCAAAUGAAGACAAAGACCCCUACUGAGGCGAACAAGUAG
Molecule: messenger RNA, 309 nt
Organism: Williopsis jadinii
Lineage: Eukaryota; Fungi; Ascomycota; Saccharomycetes; Phaffomycetales; Wickerhamomycetaceae
Gene: BOL1
Product: Bol1p
Exons: 1
Coding region: 1-309 (102 amino acids)
Source: RefSeq, a predicted model, not a curated record